Leishmania mexicana MHOM/GT/2001/U1103 is the source of this 1737-nucleotide messenger RNA. RefSeq lists its product as hypothetical. Gene Ontology annotation, molecular function: RNA binding; 5'-3' RNA exonuclease activity. Bases 1 to 1737 code for a protein of 578 amino acids. Gene Ontology annotation, cellular component: nucleus. The transcript has a single exon. Gene Ontology annotation, biological process: nuclear-transcribed mRNA catabolic process. The record is from RefSeq and is a predicted model, not a curated record. Lineage: Eukaryota; Euglenozoa; Kinetoplastea; Trypanosomatida; Trypanosomatidae.
AUGGGCGUCAAGGGGCUUUGGAGCUAUGUGGAGCACCACAACAUCCAGUACGCAUUCCCCAGCAAAAAUGCGCGCACCGACUGCUACGCGGUGAACCCGCGCCAUCUUCUGGUGGACAUGAACGCUGUGUUGCAUAUCGCAUACGACCCCACGAGGCCGACAACUGCGGCGACGCUGCGCGCGGUGGCAGCAAAGAUGAAUGAGCUGCUCACGUGUGUGCGGGCGCGCGACACGCUGGUCCUCGUGUACGACGGCGUGGCGCCGAUUGCGAAGCUCAAGACGCAGAAGGAGCGCCGCAACUCCCUCUCUGUGCACCCGCCUCGUCCCGCCUCAACAGUCGCAUCGUCAAAGGUCCGCGGAAACAGCAGCAUCCGUGUUUCACCGUGGUACACGUGCGACCCUGUGCUGGGCGACGUGCCACUGCACCGUGAGGAGAUCCUCUGCGGGGCAGAGUUCGUGCUCGCCUGCGAGGAGUACAUCGCAACAUACCUUCAGCAGCGCAAGACCCACUACUCGUGGGCGAAGCUGAUCGUAAGCGGGUGCUGCGAGCCGGGGGAGGGUGAGGUGAAGAUAUCUGCGCUCCUACGCAGGCUCUGGGCAGAGACAGUCGCCGAUGGCAGCUACAGCCCAGACGAUACCGUGACGAUCGUGGGCAAUGACUCGGACCUCAUCCUGGUCGCCAUGGUGGCUGUCCCGUACUCGUACUACACCCUGAUCGACCCAUUUGACCUCAGCCUCACGUCCCUGUGGGAGCUGAUGAACCACUGGUCCCAGGCCGUGCCGAAUCCUCCACUUCCGGCUGAGUUGCUCCCUUCCUACCGCAUCGAUUUUGUGUUCCUGAUGCUGCUCUCCGGCGACGACUACUACGAGGGCAUCGGAGGCGACAGCGUCGCGCUGUGGCGGCGGUACCACCAUCUGCGCGCGAAUGAGGGCUACUUCCGUCGUGCCCUGAUCUCCGGACGACACCUUGAGCUGGAUGUGGAGUUUCUGCGUGCGGUGCUCGUGCGUAGUGGUUCCAUGGCGACACAACUCUUGCGCGUCCCGCGCAACAAGCGCAAGACGGCCAAGGCGCUUCUGCGCGGUGGCGGCGGUGGUGGUGGCGGUGGCGCCAAGGAAGGGACGCAGCUUCUAGCGGCGGCGCUAUGGAGCCUGCGAAGCUAUGUAUUCGGUCGGUGCUCCGACUACGGCUUCUUCCCGCACCAGGAAGGACCUCCGUCCGUGGGCUCGUUGCGUGCUGCCGCGCAAGUGCGGGGGCUGAGUCGGAAGAUCGGCUGCGAUGCCGCCGAAGGGGCAGCCAACGGGAAAGUAGAGGAGGUGACGAGGUCUGUCGGCCCCGUCUUUGCGCCGCUUGAGCAGUGCAUCGCCGUGCUGGGUAUUCGUGGCCGCUUCUCACUUGAGCUGAGCCGCGCCAUUCGAGUGAGCACUAAAGACGAUGGACACAGGCUGACGACGAGCACGUCUAUCGGGCUUCUGACAGAGACAGUAAAGAAUAUCAUGGCAUCUGUGGACACAUCGCGACUAACGGAGGCGGAGCGGCGGUUGAGUCAUUGCCCCAGCGCAGGAGCCAAGGAUGACGAUGAAGAUGUCGCUGCUUUCAUGGGGCUGGCCGACAUCCUUUCCCGAAAGGCGGCUACUGAGAAGGAGAAGCGACCCAAUCAGUCCGACGAGGCACACCAGGCGAGGACAGAGUGUAGCGAUGGUGAGAACGACGAGGACGACGGGGCGGCAUCAGCGUAA